This is a messenger RNA of Trichoderma virens Gv29-8, 1029 nucleotides long. RefSeq lists its product as uncharacterized. The record is from RefSeq and is a predicted model, not a curated record. The coding region runs from base 1 to 1029 and encodes 342 amino acids. NCBI's taxonomy places the organism in Eukaryota, Fungi, Ascomycota, Sordariomycetes, Hypocreales, Hypocreaceae. The transcript has 2 exons. Gene Ontology annotation, cellular component: cytosol. Gene Ontology annotation, molecular function: glyoxylate reductase (NADPH) activity; NAD binding; hydroxypyruvate reductase [NAD(P)H] activity.
AUGUCACUAAAGAAUCGCAAAGACCGGCCGCUUGUUGUCUGGCUUGGCCGCCCGAGACAUGAUGGAGGAGAUAAUCUUUCAGCUUUUCGGAAUGACUUCGACAAUGCUAUUCUCGACGCUGAAAAUCGCAAUGAAGUAAAAGCAAAACUCCCAGCUCUUAUAGCAAAGCAUGGCUCUAUCGACGCUUUAGUUGUACCAAUGGGCACAAUGACGUAUGCACCUUUUGACCAAGAUCUUCUCAGUCCAUUAGCCGCCGGGUAUGGCAUUACCGCCUCGUUUAAGGCAGGAUACGAUGAGUUUGACGUUGAAUGGAUAACAAGACAGGGAAUAUGGCUAUGUAAUCCAACCGAAGCAGUGGUUGAGUCUACUUCCAACAUGGCUAUGUUCCUAAUUCUCGCUAUUGUACGCGAUACGUAUCGUGCACAGCAGACUAUCCGGAGCGGUUCUUGGCUCGAUCAUCUAUAUCCCACUCACCAUGUCACGGGUAUGAGGAUUGGCAUCAUUGGAAUGGGAAAAAUGGGAAAGCGAAUAGCGUCAAAGGCGAAAGCUUUCAACAUGCGCAUAAAAUAUUUCAAUCGCCGUCGAUUGAGCAAUCAGGAGGAGAUCCUGUACAGCGCCUCAUAUUGUGACUCUCUACAUGCUUUGCCAAGCACGUCGGAUGUUGUGUCGAUCAACUGCCCACUCAAUGGCGAUACUCGCAAUCUCAUUUCUACAGCCGAGUUUGCGACAAUGAGGCAUGGUACUUACUUAGUGAACACGGCACGCGGAGCCAUUGUCGAUGAAGAUGCGUUAAUCCAGGCUAUUGAUUGUGGCAAAAUUGCUCGAGCUGGGCUUGAUGUGUUUUGCAGCGAAUCUCGUAUCAACAGCUAUUUCCAAGAAAGCGAUAAGGUCAUAUGCCAGCCCCAUAUGAGAGGCCUUACUCAAGGAGCAUAUAAGCUUGCUGAGAUGGAAUGUCUGGAAAAUAUUCGAACCUACUUUAAAACUUGGAAGCCUAUCAAUCCGGUUAAUGAUCUUUCGGCUCUACUUUAG